GAAGUAUUAAAAUUUGAAUUGAAUCAAGUUUAAAAAACAAAAUAUUUUUUUUCUCAUAACCUUAUGUAAACAAACGUUAAUUCACAAAAGUGCCUUAAGCGAUUUUAUAGAACCAUAUAUAAGGUUCUUAAUUAAACUCAAUAAAAAUAUAUAUAAAAAGAAUUUUCCAGGACAACUUUUAACAAUAUAAAACUUCACGACAAUAUUUGGUAUUUAAACAAUAAUACGAGGAGGAGCUUUACUAAUGUAUAAUUUUCCAAAAUUUAUUUGCAGUAAUGCAGCACGUCCGGAACUGCGGACCCCAAUUGUUCAUUAUCAGUCGUAAGGGUGGUACCCUGUUGGCGAUAAAUGAUUUUAUAUAUCGCUCCAAUUUAAAGCGCUUCGGAAGGAAUAGCGACAAAGUAUAUUGGGAAUGUAUUCACAACCGUUCUAAAAAGUGCCGAAGUCGUUUAAAGACUAUUGGUGAUGAUCUUUAUGUAACAAAUGAUGUUCAUAAUCAUAUGGGUGAUGGUCAACGUAUUGCCGUGGCAAGGCGUGCUGGUUUGUUAAUUUAUAAGAAAUUCAGUUCAAUAGGUCAAAAUGUAGGAAAGUUAGAGUGUAAUAAUCAAAGAAUUCCCUUUAAAAGCGAAUUAGUUUAAAUUUAUUUAAGCGCAGGAUUUUUUUAUUUCCAAGAAAUAUUUUAUGUACGGAAACAUAAUAAACAUUUGCGUGCUAAUUUCAGCGCCUUCGACAUAUCAAAACUGCCGAUUUUCACCGUUA
Messenger RNA from Anastrepha ludens (Mexican fruit fly), 759 nucleotides. RefSeq lists its product as uncharacterized. The transcript is spliced from 2 exons. The record is from RefSeq and is a predicted model, not a curated record. The coding region runs from base 276 to 638 and encodes 120 amino acids. NCBI's taxonomy places the organism in Eukaryota, Metazoa, Arthropoda, Insecta, Diptera, Tephritidae.